This is a messenger RNA of Salvelinus namaycush (lake trout), 6716 nucleotides long. Its product is annotated as homeobox-containing protein 1-like. NCBI's taxonomy places the organism in Eukaryota, Metazoa, Chordata, Actinopteri, Salmoniformes, Salmonidae. The transcript is spliced from 10 exons. Gene Ontology annotation, biological process: positive regulation of DNA-templated transcription. The record is from RefSeq and is a predicted model, not a curated record. Gene Ontology annotation, cellular component: nucleus. The coding region runs from base 210 to 1859 and encodes 549 amino acids. Gene Ontology annotation, molecular function: double-stranded telomeric DNA binding.
AUGGCCACUGUCAGUCAGACAAAGGCGAAUCAGUCUCGCCACGAAAUGAAAUCAAAUUAGCAAGCUAGAGGAGGACGGAUGGCACUGUGAAAACCGGCUGGUGCAUGUUCCGUGUCGGGGAUAUAGAAGAGGACUUGUCACGAGGACCAACUAAACACCGGUUUAUUAAAUGCUGUGGAGGACGGGGGACCUAGAUACAAAGAUCAAGGAUGUCUCAGUUCACAGAUGAGCCUCGCUUCACCAUCGAGCAGAUUGACCUGCUCCAACGGCUGAGGAGGACGGGGAUGACCAAGCCAGAGAUCCUCCACGCUCUGGAUACCCUGGACAGACUGGACCGCCAGCACGGACACAAGUUUGGACGCCGUCCCCAGACGCAGCCCCAGCCUGUCGGUCAGGGACCGACGUCCAAUAGCAAUGCUAAUAUGACGUCGUCUUCCUCGUCCAACAACGUUGUGGCGUCUUCAUCGACGUCCACGGCCGCCACACAGACUGGUUACCGGGCGAAUGGGAGUGGCGGGAGUGGUCUGUCGCCGUCACCUAGCAACAACUAUGAUAUGUCGCCGCCCCCUCCGGCGGUUGUAUCUGCCCCUGUUGCUUUGGCAGCAGUGGCUCAGAACGGGUGUGGGGUUGGUGGCGGCGGAGAGAUUGUUGCCAUGACGAACGGAAAGCUGUCUCCACCACGGUUUCCUAUCAGUGUUAGUGCGGUUAGUGGUGGCGUGACUGGGAGAGGCUACGGGUUUGAGGCCAGCGAGGAGGAACUAGACGUGGACGACAAAGUGGAGGAACUCAUGAGAAGGGACAGUGCCAUAAUCAAGGAGGAGAUCAAGGUGUUCCUGGGGAACAGGCGCAUCUCUCAGGCUGUGGUGGCUCAGGUCACAGGUAUCAGUCAGAGUCGUAUCUCCCACUGGCUGCUCCAGCAGGGCUCGGACCUCAGUGAACAGAAGAAGAGGGCCUUCUAUCGCUGGUACCAGUUGGAGAAGACCACCCCCGGUGCCACUCUGACGAUGCGGCCCGCCCCCAUGUCUCUGGAGGAUGUGGUUGAGUGGCGGCAGACUCCGCCCCCUAUAAGCUCCACCCCCGGGAGCUUCCGUCUGCGCCGAGGCAGUCGCUUCACCUGGAGGAAAGAAUGUCUGGCUGUGAUGGAGAGUUACUUCAAUGACAACCAGUACCCUGAUGAAGCUAAAAGAGAGGAGAUCGCCAACGCCUGCAACGCUGUCAUCCAGAAACCAGGGAAGAAGCUGUCUGAUCUGGAGAAAGUCACGUCUCUGAAGGUCUACAACUGGUUUGCCAACCGCCGCAAGGAGAUCAAGAGACGCGCCAACAUAGAAGAAGCAGCAAUCCUGGAGAGCCAUGGGAUCGACGUCCAGAGUCCUGGUGGACACUCCAACGGCGAUGACAUUGAGGGGAAUGACUUCCCUGACCAGGGCUGUGAAGUCCCUCUGUUUGAGAAGAGAGCUGUUACCAGACCCUUCAGUCGACUAGACCUGUCCUCUCCCACACAGGUGCCCACCCUGCUGCCCAGCUGGCUGGCGGCUUGGCCCGGCUCGGGCAGGGGGGGCUUGGCUGCCCAGAGGGCUAGCUCUCUGAUUGGCCGCUCCUUGCUCUCUGGGUGGGGUCUCGCUCAGGGGGUGGGGAUGGAAGGUUCCAGACUGACAGGUGUGUCCUGGUCUCCCCCCUCCCCCCAGGAUGAUGACUCCACCAAUCACAGCAAUGCCCUGGAGCACCAGGAUCCCAUCGCCCUCGCCGUGGAGAUGGCGGCCGUCAAUCACAGCAUCCUCGCCCUGGCAACGCAGGCGGGGGGAGGAUUGGCCCUGGGCGGGACAGGAAGUGACAUCAAAACAGAGGUGCUAGACGACUAGGGAUGAGAGAGAAACGUGUUAUUUUGCAUUCAUAAUCAAAUGGGAAGGUGGUAAUUACCAGUUGUGAAGUCGCAAAAACGUGUUGGAUGCAUUCACGUGCUUUGAACUCGUUGAGAAAUGUACAGCUAUAAUGCUUGUAAACAAAUUAGUGUUCAAAAAACAUUAAUAUAACUAUAAAAAGCAAUGUUUUGUUGCAUUUAACUGCCGAAAAUGCUGUUAUCGAAGUCAUUUCCUUAGGUGACGUCAGAGUUCAGGAAUGAUAGACGGGUUUCCCAUUAGCAGCUACCAGUCAGUCGUAUAUGGUAAAUACCACCUUCCCACUUAGUUAUGAACGCAGCAUAUGUUUGUGCGUGUGUGCGCGCGUGCGUGAGUGCACAUGAGGAUGAGGCUACAGUAGAGUAGGAAAAUAUUUGUUGGGAGCAAGUAGAGCUUGUUGGAACAUUAUACUGUAAAUGAUGACCAAAAGUAAUGCAUAGGCUUAGAGACUGUCAAAGCUAAGGUAACAGGCCUCCCCUUACCUCCACCUCCCUAUUUCCUAACCCCUUUAGACUGUUCUAGAGGUAUUGUGUUGGGAGGCCUGGCCCUAAAGUUGUCUAUGAAACAGUCAUACAGUGUAUGUACAGUGUGUGAGGUAUAUUAUGCUCUUGUCUGUGAUUCUAAAGAAUCAGAAUAGGUUAUUAUGGAACCCUGGACAACUCCCUCUAAGCAUGGAGGGCUCCUGCCUUGGUAUUCUGAUUUUGGCACCUUCUCCCCCAACGUGCACAGUAUGCUAUUUGAUUCCUCGCUCGCUCCAUCUUUCUUCUCUACCUCACCCAGACAUAUUCUCUUUCCAUGUAUACUCUUCUCUUUUGCCUCUUACACUGUCUGUUCACCCCUCCCCUUUCCCUCUCGUCUGUCUGUCCCAUUUCAUUUGUCUCCAACUUCGCAGUAUAAGGGAGAGAGAGGCGAGUGUUCUCAACAGGCCUCUGUAAUCCCUAAAAUGUAUAAAUAUAUCCCCUUGUUGUAGCACUACCUAAGCUGGAUAGGUUUAAAGCAAGUGAAAAUCAGACAUUCAUUAUAUUAUUGCUUGAGAGAGAGGAAUCGUGCAAGCUAGUGAAAGGGGCCAUACGUGGUUGCUAUGGGGGUAACUAUAAGCAUAUUGAAGCUGUACCCAAACCAUUUGUUUUUAGCUUUUAACCGUAGCUUAGUCUGUUCCCUUAAAUUAAGGUGUCAUAAUCAUGUUCCCCAGUUGAGAGAAAAUGCGUUAUUAUUUUAAGAUUGCCAAUCAAGGGUGCGUUGGAAAUGUCCCUAUCACAUGAGGCUGCUGAGGGGAGGAAGGCUCAUAAUAAUGGCUGGAAUGGAGUAAAUGGAAUGGCAUCAAACUCAUGGACCAUGUGUUUGAAACCAUUCCGUUCCAGCCAUUAUUAUGAGCCCAUCCUCUCCAAUUAAGGUGCCAGCGGCUGCCUGUACUCCCAGUACUAAGAAUAAUAGGGACCAAUGAAAACACUUCUUUCUCUAUCCUUUAUAUGCCAUGACGUCUUCAACACAAGCUGUUAUCCAAGAUACUUGCUUUUAAAUGGUAUUUUCUCUUUUAAAAAUAAGUCACUUUAUGGGAGUAGCUACCAAGGGGCUUGAGUUUCCUGCCCUCGUAGCUUAUUGGUCGUCCGGAGUGAUUGACAGACCAGGCAAGCAAUAGGAGGAAGAGAGACUGAUCUGUUGGCUGACACAGGUUCAAAAGGUAAGGGGUCAGGGUUUGUUUGGUGAUUCCACAAACCCCCCCCCCCCCAUCUACCUUUCCCUAUAAGCUAGGUUCCCCCACUCCCAGGUCGCUGCUUUUAAUGUGAAAUAAGUUAUGUAGAUGAAUAACCUUGUUUGUUUUUUUACCUUGAAGGGGUAGUUGAAAUUCAAGUUGACCAGACUCAAAUGUGAUUUUGUUGUGUAGGUUCCUGUUAUGAUGAAAUCAGCAGACCUCAAUCCCAAACUACUGAGAAACUUUCUCCUUGCCAGAUCUACACAACAGUCAUGGUGGGAUAUGGUCCCAGCUUAUUGUUAGACCACUUCUGAGCAGGGCUUGGAACCAGUUCAGGGAACAGAAACAACAAACAGAAUCAGAACGAAAGUGAUCUAUACUGUUGUUUUAAAACCAUGGGAUCCGGCUAAUAACGUUAUUUUACAUUCCGUUCUUUUAUUCUGUCGCGCAAAGCACUCACUCUGUCAUUAAGAAACUUAUUCCGGUGUCUGCCUCCCUGCCAGCUGAAAAUCUUUGCCAGUGUGCGUGUGGGCUACCUGCCCCUCCCCAUCCGAAGUAUUGUUUACUGUAGCCUACUGACGUUACAAGCGUGAUUCAGAAAUUAGGGAGAGCGAUUUGUAAUUAGAGAAGAAUGGGUUAACCGUUUCAAUGCUAGGUAUCACGUUUCACAUUGGAUUUAUUAACUACAAAAAGGUAAGAUAUGUUAAUUCUGGUGCCGCUCUUCACACGCAAGCUUGUUAGCUAGCUCUGGUCCAACAUUAAGCGAACUCUUUGAAAUUAAAAGUUCCUCCAUAGAUGCCACUCCUCCACAUGUAUAAUUCCGUGGGCCUAAUUCAGAUGAUGCCCAGCGCUUCAAGCCAUCCUCUCUCUCUCCCCCCACCCGAUUUCAGAAGUUUAAAAAAGAACAGAAUGGAACGACAUAAAGUUACAGUUUUUCCCUUUCAAACCUCUGUGGGAACAGAGGAACGCAACAAAAAAAUAUGGUUCUGUUCAGAAUUAAACUAAUAAAUAAUUGGUUCCAACCCCUGCUUCUGAGGUAUUGAGAUGUUUGGCAAACGUUAGUGUCUCGUGACAUACUGUUAGCUGACCAAGUUGCAGAGAUGACUCACAUUGAUGUUUGGGUGAACUGUCCCUUUAAGUAGGCCAAUAUAUAUUAAAUGACAGCCAAGCUGACCUGUUUCUGCUGCUUCUGAGGUUCCACUAACACCUAGUGCUUUGUUCUGUAUCAAAUAUGUAUCUUACAAGAUAAGACUAUUCUAAAGACUGAGGCAGAAAAACAUUUUAUUUUCCGAUUUGUUACUUAAAUAUUUCCAUGUGUAAAACUCUGCCAAGCAGAAAUGUAUAGUAUGAGAUUAAUCAUUAAAUGCUUAGUUUGUUUUUUGUUUUUCCAUUUUGAUAUGCAGUGGGCCCGAUUCAGACUUAGUAAAUGUACGCCUUUCCUAAGCACUUCUUAGUAGUUGGUAUUUAGACUUACCUUUUAUGCAGGUGCAUAAAGGGCUUUUCAGGCGUGGUUCCCUUGUGCACACUGAAUACAUUUAACCUAACCGCUGAAAACCCUCCCACUUUCUGGCCAGCUGAUUUUCUCUUGGUUUUCAGUACAUUUAUCUAAAGCCAUAACUUUAAAUUUGACAGACUCACUAGAACAGGGAUGGGCAACUACAGUCCUUGGGGGGCAUGCUUGGUGUGACACUUUUAACACACCUGACUCCAAUAAUCAAGAUCUUCAGUUUAGAAUGCAAUUAGUUUAUUCAGCUUGUUGUGUUUGUUAGGCAUGGGCAAAAAGUGACACCACUCCGGCCCCCGAGGACUGGAGUUGACCAUCCCUGCACUAGAAUAUAUGGAUCAAUGAAAGGCCAUGUAAAUACAUGCAUAUUAAUCUCAUUUUCAGCACCAAUUGAAUUGGUAGAUUUAAAAAUACUCUGAUCUUGUGUAUUAUUUAGGGUUAGAAAAGUAUUUAUAAAUAAUAAAACAGGUUUGGAGACCCUUUAAGCAUGAAAUAGGUUGGUGAAUCAAAAAUAGUCGUAAAUAUUCAUCCUGAAAGUUGCCAUAUUCAAUUGUUCAAUCCAUUAAAUAUUGGAAAGUGUAGAAUAGGGGGAAUAAUGUUACAUUUAUGCACGCAUAACUCGGGUCUGAGUCGGCCCCAAACUACCGUGUUUUUCAUUGCCCUAUUGUACUCCAUCAAAGGCAAAACUUAUCCUUCAGGUUUCUGAGCUCUUUACUAGUCUCUCGAGACUGUUUAACAAUUGUUAACGCCAUAUCAAGUAGCGAGCUAGCACACGAUUUGGUUCAUUGGCAUCACCCAGAAUUUGAUGAAUCUGUCAAAUCUACAAAUUAAAUUGGUACUGUAUACAAAACCAGGUGAAAACGUCUGCUACUCAAUAAUGACCAUUAACCUCUGUGGGAGGGGCUUUGCCUUUGAAACUGCGAGGGAACAGCUAUUGCCAGUCCUCAUUCAUACAUAAUGUGAAUACAUGAAAUAACAAAUAUUCUAGAAGAUGAAAUGAAUAUAAAUUAUUGAAAUCACUGUUGUAUCAGAUUGAAAUAGUUAAACGAGUCCUGUUAUCUUCUAUUUCAGAAUUUAGUGCCUUUUUUGGACAGUAGACUGUUCUGUAAUUAAUAUGUAGAAAUCUAUAUGCCUUUUGUUGCAUUUGUUUGAAAAACAUUUUGUUAACUUGUUUAUUUUAGUAUUGUAUCUACUAAAGAAUAAAGAAAGAUGAACAAUGGGUCUGUGUUUUGUGAGCAACUAAAGUCUAGCUCUCAAAAUGUGUAUCAAUUGGCCCAAAUCUGCACAAACUAACUGCAAUUGACAUCAGGAGCUCAAAUUAGCAUUCUGCCCUUAAUGAUGGAAGAUUACAGUCUCAUAAAAAAACCCUGCAGAUGAUACAAAUCUGUAAAUCAAUUCAUUUUUUUUUAUUCUUUCCUUUACAGGGAGAUAAUUGUCCAGACAAUAAAAAAUAAAAUGAUAAAUGUAUUAUAAUACAUGAUUAUUCUUUGGAUUUCAGCAGAGAAUUAAAUUAAUCAAAAUCCAAACUUGUGCUCAGAUUUUUAAGUCUUUAUAUAUAUAUACAUACAUACAUAGUCAUGCCUACACCUAUUCGCUCCCACAGAUAUAGUGAAAUAAUACACUU